Molecule: messenger RNA, 2033 nt
Organism: Dendrobium catenatum
Lineage: Eukaryota; Viridiplantae; Streptophyta; Magnoliopsida; Asparagales; Orchidaceae
Product: translation initiation factor eIF-2B subunit beta
Exons: 10
Coding region: 504-1754 (416 amino acids)
Biological process (GO): translational initiation
Cellular component (GO): eukaryotic translation initiation factor 2B complex
Molecular function (GO): translation initiation factor activity; guanyl-nucleotide exchange factor activity
Source: RefSeq, a predicted model, not a curated record
CACCUCGCCGCUCAUUUCCAUUUCCCCCGAGGCCCCGACAGCCUUCUCUGGUGGAAAUAGGACGCGACCGGCGUCCCGUCCGUUCGCGAUCUUUCUUCGCGGCCGCUAAUUUUCUCGCCUGCUCGCGAGCGAGCUCGGCCGCUUGCGAUAUUAUUUCGCCUGCCCUCGCCCUAAAUCUUCUUCGGCCGUUGAUCUCCUCGCUCAGAGCAGUUCGUGUUUUUCUGUUGCGUUCUCCCGUCAAGUGCUCCAUCAUCGAGCGUUGUCCAGCAGCUUCGCAGUUCCCGAUCUCACGCAGAGCAGUUCGUGUUCUCCCUCCCGAUAUCCACUGUUUUAUUAAAUACGAAUUUACAGGAUUUGCUGAUAAAUCUUACCUGGGUCAAAUCCUUCUUAUAGCCCGACAAGCCGAAUACUUUUUCACCCAUCGGAACAAUUUUAAUUCGUCUCCUUGGUCCCUGUUUGACCCGCUAUCUACUGAGAGAUAGAUAACCAGAGCAACCAGAGCCAUGCCGGACGUUCAAACUCUCGUCAAUGACUUCGUUCUCAAACUAAAGCGGCGUAAGAUCGAAGGAUCGCAAGCGAGCGCAAAGCAGACAGCUGAGCUGCUGCGAAGUGUGGUCUCCCAGCAGCGGUUGCCAUACAUUAACCAGGCGACGGUGCUCUUAGAUGCUGUGAGGGCCGUUGGAGAGCAGCUGAUCGCUGCAAACCCUGUAGAGCUUGCUGUUGGCAACAUUGUGAGACGUAUAUUGCACAUUAUUAGAGAGGAAGACUUAACAUCAACAGCAAGUGCAAUGGAGGGAUUGAGCUUAUCUGCUAACAGUGAUGAUGAUGACAACUAUGAACGUGAAGACCACCAAGCUUUGUCUGCUGCCGCUGUUGCUGCUGCAGCAAGAAGCACCCUUCGGGCACCCUCAUUGCAGACACUUCUUGAAGGAAUACCUGAGUCUGCUUCUGCUCCUCAUCCUUCAUCAUCAGGAGGCGACUCCGAAGGGAAGAGUAAAUCAGCUGAAAGGAGUUCAAGAAGCAAGAAGCUGAAACAUGAUGUCAUUGAGGCCAUCAAUGAAUUGAUUCAAGACAUCGAGACUUGUCAUGAACAAAUUUCUGAACAGGCAGUGGGGCUUAUUCACCAAAACGAGGUGAUAUUAACUUUGGGCCGUUCAAGAACAGUUAAAGAGUUUCUCUGUGCAGCAAAUGAGAAGAAACGUUCUUUUCGUGUAUUUAUUGCGGAAGGUGCACCAAGGUAUCUGGGACAUGUUCUUGCGAAGGAGCUGGUUGCAAAAGGUUUGCAAACUACUGUCAUCACAGAUUCUGCCGUUUUUGCCAUGAUCUCUCGAGUGAACAUGGUGAUAGUUGGUGCUCACGCCAUUAUGGCGAAUGGUGGUGUAAUAGCACCUGUCGGAAUAAAUAUGGUUGCUCUUGCUGCUCAGAGGCAUGCUGUCCCUUUUGUGGUGGUUGCUGGAAGUCACAAGCUAUGCCCCUUGUAUCCGCAUAAUCCGGAGGUUUUACUAAAUGAUUUCAAAAGCCCAUCUGAUUUGUUGGAUUUUGGGGAGUUCUCAGAUUGUAUGGAUUUUAGCACGUCUGGAGGUUCUCCACGUCUUCAUGUUGUAAAUCCUGCUUUUGAUUUCAUUCCUUCAAAGCUUGUGAGCCUUUUCAUCACUGAUACGGGCGGGCACAGCCCUUCAUACAUAUACCGGCUAAUUGCAGACUACUACUCUGCUGAUGAUUUUGUUGUGCGGCGACGAUCAACAACAUCAUAGGGAUAAAACAUGUUUAAGCAUGAUUUUGCAUUACCUACUAUCCUUUCUCAACCAUGAAUAUAUAUAUAUUUUUUUCUUUGAUCAUGUCCAAGUUUACUUUACUUGGUCAGAUUUUUUGUUGUUGUUGUUGUGGAGAAGUAUUGCAGGGUGUUUUUUUUCAGAAAUAUAUGUUCUUGAUGUUUUCUAGUAGCCGAAUCAUUUUUUUUCAUCAAAUAUAAUUUCUGUUGGCAACAUAGUUACCUACAUAUGCUGAGAUUUGUUCUUUGAGAACCAGAUUUC